Trichoderma asperellum CBS 433.97 is the source of this 1355-nucleotide messenger RNA. The record is from RefSeq and is a predicted model, not a curated record. NCBI's taxonomy places the organism in Eukaryota, Fungi, Ascomycota, Sordariomycetes, Hypocreales, Hypocreaceae.
GCAGUCCGCCUCUUUGCAUGAGGCUUGGACGAGGGGGAGACCCAAAGCGCGCCUAACCGGUGGUACAUGCCCUAGCCAGCAGCCAUACAUACUCGACCUAACCAUUCAUCCAACUUAAGACAAAGGGCAUGCAGUCUGUCCUAGAGUCUAGAUAGAUAGCAGCCUGUCUCGAUUCCUCUUCUACUUUCUUGUUUCCCAACUAUAGGUGGAAAGCCUCCGAUUAGAGGAAAAGCUAUAACCUGCACGUCAUACACCAUGGCCAACCCAAGAGCACAUGCACAGUUCGAUCGUGCAAAAUGGCGACUCUUCAUUCUAGCCCCAGCUUGGUCGUUGCAGCUGACUCUAGCGCUUGGAAUGCUGGGUCUAUUUUCUUGGAGGCUUGGAGACACUGUCCAUCAUUUCGAUGAGAGGCACAAGGCUGGCAAAGCUCCGGUCAUCGAAUAUGUCUGGGAAGCAACCAACAUCGCAAUGUCAUCCGUCGUGGCGCUCUGCACAAUCUUCGAAAUCGCCAGAUACUUCUCCGAGUCGUUGACCCCAUGGACUAUGCUGUUCACCCACGUCGUCAAGCUGGCCUGCGCAUCUGCCAUUCUCGCCUUGGACGUCGUCAUAUAUGUGCAGCGAGACGACUCCCAUUAUUCUCUCAUCGGUCUCGGCAUGGAUGGUUUGUUGAUGGUCACUGCUGUUUCGCUCGCCAUUUAUGCUAUCCUUGCGUACCGUCGACUGUCUAAAUACGACGAAUACUCCAGCCCUGUUGAUGCCAAGUCGUACCUCUUCAACGAUGGGUUGGACAUCGACACUUCAUACUCGAAUGUUUCAUAUUCGAGCCGACCAGGAGAGCGAGGUUCAGUGGACAAACGAGAAUCGUUGGGAUCAACACGCCUCAGUGUCGGAUCCGUCACGAACCCAACCAUCCUUGAGCCCGUUGAACAGCGACCAAGACGUUACAGCCACGAGAGGGAUACGCAGUUCGACGAGUAUGUCAGUCGCAGAACCUCUGGUGGCUACAAAACCAGUUCAGGCCCGUCCAGCCCUCCUAUAGUGAUUACAUUGGACGAUUCAUUGGCCUCCCUGGGCACUGUUCAUUCCCGAUCAAGAGGGUCAAGUGUGUCACAACUCACCACCAGCGACCAUGUCUUGGUCUCAGUGCCGGAAGAAGAGGGUGAGAUAUCAUCACCAAGGAAUCACAAGCCGGAUCAACAAGUGGGACUCGCGAGGUGAUCAUCGUGGGGCCGGCUCAGGUCACAGGACUGAGAGAGCAGCGAGCUUUAUGACAGAAACAAGCAAAACACACCGCUUGGAUUGAGAAAGACGAUAGAGAUAGAAGAUACCCAAGUCAAGAGCCAAGGAGCAUUUUG